CCCCCGGGAGGCGGAGGCGGCGGCGGUGGCGGCGGGGGCGACGUCAGAGCCAUGGGCGCUGACGCGCGGUCUUCGGGGGUCCGCGCUGGCGGCGGCCAGGGUGCGGCGGGGUCCCGGACGAGCUCCUGGGCGCUGUGGCCACCGCUCCCGCCUCUCUCCUUUCUCUUUUUGUUGUUGCUGGCGACGCCCAGCGCUUGGGCCGCGGGAUACCAGACAUGCCCCAAGGUGGAGCCGGACAUGCUGAAUGUGCACCUGGUGGCCCACACACAUGAUGACGUGGGCUGGCUCAAGACGGUGGACCAGUACUUCUAUGGCAUCCAGAAUGAUGUCCAGCACGCGGGCGUGCAGUACAUCCUAGACUCGGUCAUCUCUUCCCUGCUGGCGGAGCCCACCCGCCGCUUCAUCUAUGUGGAAAUCGCUUUCUUCUCCCGUUGGUGGCGACAGCAGACAAACACAACGCAGGAAAUGGUGCGGAACCUGGUGCGCCAGGGACGCCUAGAGUUUGCCAAUGGUGGCUGGGUGAUGAACGAUGAGGCGGCCACCCACUACGGAGCCAUCAUCGACCAGAUGACACUCGGGCUGCGCUUCCUCGAGGACACGUUUGGCAGCGACGGGCGCCCCCGUGUGGCCUGGCACAUCGACCCCUUCGGCCACUCUAGGGAGCAGGCCUCGCUGUUCGCGCAGAUGGGUUUUGACGGCUUCUUCUUCGGACGCCUGGAUUAUCAAGACAAGAGCACGCGGAAGGAGAAGAUGGAAAUGGAGCAGGUGUGGCGGGCCAGCGCCAGCCUGAAGCCCCCCGCCGCGGACCUCUUCACCAGUGUGCUCCCCAACAUUUACAACCCACCGGAUGGUCUGUGCUGGGACACGCUGUGUGCCGACAGGCCCUUUGUGGAGGACCCACUCAGCCCUGAGUACAACGCCAAGGACCUGGUCCAUUACUUCCUGCAGUUGGCCACUGCCCAGGUAACCUGGUACCCAGAACCUGUGCCUCUGGUGUACAUGCACGGGGCCCUUCCACCGGCCCAGGCAAUCCCUAGCACUUCCUCACCAUCCUCGGAGGAAGGUAGUAUUCCGUUCACCAUCACUAUGCCCUCCUCCGGGAUUUGUGUGUGUUCCUGACUAGAAAUGCGGACCCCUUCACCACUGCACACCUCCACCAUGAUCAUGAGACAGCAUGGCACAGUGCCUCAGUACCCACGUCUGGGUGGUGAGCCCAAG
Physeter macrocephalus (sperm whale) is the source of this 1218-nucleotide messenger RNA. RefSeq names its product mannosidase alpha class 2B member 1 (gene MAN2B1). Bases 52 to 1119 code for a protein of 355 amino acids. Lineage: Eukaryota; Metazoa; Chordata; Mammalia; Artiodactyla; Physeteridae. The record is from RefSeq and is a predicted model, not a curated record. The transcript is spliced from 6 exons. Gene Ontology annotation, biological process: mannose metabolic process. Gene Ontology annotation, molecular function: alpha-mannosidase activity. Gene Ontology annotation, cellular component: lysosome.